AUGGCGGUGGAGUAUAGAUGCUGCGAAACCCAAUUCUUUGUAAACAUUGGGAUUAUAAUUUUGCUUGUUAUGUUCGCUGGACUGAUGUCUGGCCUCACUUUGGGGCUCAUGUCUAUGAGUCUCGUUGAUCUUGAAGUUCUUGCUAAAUCCGGUACUCCAAAAGAUCGAAAAUACGCAGCGAAAAUUUUGCCAGUGGUUAAAAAACAGCAUUUGUUGCUUUGCACGCUCCUUAUUUGCAAUGCUGCUGCUAUGGAGGCGCUUCCAAUUUUUCUUGAUAGUCUGGUUACAGCUUGGGGUGCUAUUCUAAUUUCAGUAACUCUGAUUCUUCUAUUUGGUGAGAUUAUACCACAAUCCGUUUGUUCCCGAUAUGGUUUGGCAAUUGGUGCAACAGUGGCCCCAUUUGUCCGUGUUCUUGUUUGGAUCUGUUUUCCUGUUGCCUAUCCGAUAAGCAAGCUUCUGGACUUUCUGCUGGGACAUGGUCAUGUUGCUCUUUUUCGCAGAGCUGAGUUGAAAACACUUGUAAAUUUGCAUGGCAACGAGGCUGGAAAAGGUGGAGAAUUGACUCAUGAUGAGACAACAAUUAUUGCUGGAGCACUGGAGCUCACUGAGAAAACAGCUGGUGAUGCCAUGACUCCAAUAUCUGGAACUUUCGCUAUUGACAUUAAUGCCAAACUUGACAGGGAGUUGAUGAGUUUGAUAUUGGAGAAAGGGCACAGCAGAGUGCCAGUUUAUUAUGAGCAACCUACAAACAUAAUUGGAUUAAUUCUGGCCAAGAAUUUGUUGACAAUUCACCCAGAAGAUGAAGUACCUGUAAAGAAUGUCACCAUACGCAGGAUUCCCAGGGUUCCAGAAACUUUGCCUUUAUAUGAUAUAUUGAACGAGUUUCAAAAAGGUCAUAGCCACAUGGCAGUUGUUAUAAGGCAGUGCAAAAAGCCAGAGGAGCAGCCCUUUAGCAGUGCUGGUGACAAUCUGGGGAAAGAAGUUAAAGUUGAUAUUGAUGGUGAAAAGCCUCGGAAAGACAAGACUUUGAAGAGCAAGAGACCACUUCAAAAGUGGAAGAGCUUUCCCAACGGGGACAACAAUUCAUUUAGAGGCUCAAGGAGCAAGAAGUGGACAAAGGACAUGGACUCGGACAUCUUGCAUAUAAAUGGCAAUCCACUCCCAAAGCUUCCUGAGGAAGAAGAAGCAGUGGGCAUAAUAACAAUGGAAGAUGUCAUUGAAGAGCUUUUACAGGAGGAGAUCUUUGAUGAGACGGAUCAUCAUUUUGAUGAUUCAUGA
Dovyalis caffra is the source of this 1278-nucleotide messenger RNA. The record is from the annotation of a GenBank genome assembly. NCBI's taxonomy places the organism in Eukaryota, Viridiplantae, Streptophyta, Magnoliopsida, Malpighiales, Salicaceae.